AUGCCGUCGACCAGGACCGCAGUCGAGCAGUUUACUGCUGACGCCAAAGCAUCAGUCUCGCAGGAAUGCUACGCACUAGAAAAGUCCCUCUCAACCGUCGCAAUGCUCCCAAAUCUGGCCGCCCAAGGCAUCAACCGUGGGCUCGUCAAUGCCAUCGAAGCCUCGAUCAGCCAGGUUGGAUAUGGGCUCGUCGUGGUCCUGACAGGAUUAAUCUCGUCACUGGAACUUAUUAUGGGCCUCCUUACGGGUACUUGGCGCUGCUUUCUAGUCAAUUUGGCGGAUUCAGGAAUUCCUUUGCUCUCGGAUGUGGGCGCUGAGGGCGUUCAGGCGAUUGACGAAUUGAACGGCGCUGUACUUGGACUAUUGGCUGUGCCGUUCAAUGGACUUGGCGAACUUAUUGAGAGCAAGAUGGCGGAUCCACAGAUCGGGAAUUUGGUUGCCAUUCCUGUUAUGGCAACGCCAAAGAUAGUCUUUUGCGAGGAGGCUCUGGACUUGAUUGCUGUCGACAAGUUGGCGAGCGACUUUAGGCAGUGGAUUUAUUAUGGGACGAUGGCGCUUUUAGCGGCGGCGUUGGCGGUGAUGUUGGGCAAUAUGGUGGUGAUUUGGUAUCAUCAUAGGAGGUGGUUGACCCAUGUUGGACGAGUGCAGCAACUGCUUCCAGGGAUCGCGACCGAGUCAUCAGGAGGACGAGCAAAAGUGACACCAGCACACUUGUCGGAAAAGCAGCAGGAGGCGGACAUGGACCCAGUCGACAAGGACGAAGACCCCGAGCAGAAAAAACUGGAAGCGAUGCGAAUCAGUCACAUGGUCCAACACCCGCUUCUCUACCGAUUCUUGGACUGGUCAUCUAAACAGCUUUUCAGGACAGAUGAGACCAAGCAAAAUAUCUACCUGUGGUUUAUCCACUACGUGACCCACCCACCAGCCAUCGUCUGUCUCUUUAUUGGACUCCUCGGAUUGAUCUUGACGUUUGGCCAGAUCGCGUUUAUCGAACACAUGCGCCAGAACUACCGCACAAUCCUUGCGCCCGCGAUCACGGACCUCUCAACGACGAUUUUCAACUCUGUCCAGGGCGUGAUGCAGACAGCCUCGGUGGCGUUCUCGACAGAGACCAAUUCCGCGCUUUCGGUAGUCGAGAAUGACUUGAACGAAGCCGUGUUUUCAGAGAUCAUCCGAGCGGCUGCAGAUUUGAACAACGCGCUGGUCCAGGUGCAGACGACACUGGCAGACGGAGUCCGGGCGGCGUUUGGAGAUUCUAUUUUCGCAAAGUUUGUGGGCGCAGUGUUGCAGUGUCUGUUGUUCAACAAGAUGGAGGUUGUUGAGAGGGGUCUGAGUUGGGUGCGGGAGAAUGCUCACAUCCAGUUACCAAGGAUCACGGAGGAUAUGCUAAUGAUGGGCAGGACACAGUUGGAUUCCUUGGUUGCCGAGGCUGUUGAUACUCUCAUGGACCCGUCUUCUUCGACCAGGAUGCAAAAGGUUGAGAAUGCGAUUAGUGGGGUGUUUACGCAGUAUGAAAACGCAUUGCGACGAGAGUUACCCUUGUACUAUGGUCUUGCUGGGGUGUGGUUGAUUGUUCUGGUGAUGGGUCUUGCAGGGGUGGCCAGGGCCGCAGGAGCUAUCCCAUUUUUGCAUGACCCGAACCCGACUUGCAAGGUGUGCUUGUCAACGCUGGAGCCUGAGGGUGUCAAGAACAUCAAGCGCAACACCAGUGCUAUGGUCCACUUUAUGCACGAGGACGGUCGCGAGAGGAAUAUUCUGAUUGACUGUGGAAAGAGCUUCUAUGAGUCAGCAAGGCAAUGGUACAGAUUGCACAACCUCCGCUGCAUCGAUGCCUUGGUGAUCACGCACGCCCACGCGGAUGCAUACUACGGAAUGGAUGACCUUCGGUCAUGGUGCCUGAUCGACAAGGAGAACCCAUACAGCAUCCCCGUCUAUCUUGAUCAGGGCACUAUGGACACUUUGGCGCAAACUUUCCCCUACAUGGUUGACUCUUCCAAGGCUACAGGAGGCGGUGAUAUUCCUUCGUUCACGUACAAUAUUAUUGAGCAUGACAAGGACUUUGUGGUUGAGGGCGUGACCUUUACCCCAUUACCAGUUCACCAUGGCAAAUUUAUGUCGACGGGUGAGCCAUUUUGGUCGCUCGGCUUCCGUUUCAGAGACCUCAGCUGGGUCUCGGAUUGCUCCUCUAUACCCGAAAGCACUACUGCCAAGAUUACAGGAUCAAAAGUGUUAGUUAUCGACGGAUUAAAAGAAAAAACACAUCCCUCCCACUUCAGUAUCCCCGAGGCGAUUGAGUACACCAAUAGUCUGGACCCGAAACCCGAGCGUGCUUUCAUUGUCGGAUUCUGCCAUACCGUCGACCAUUAUACCGAGGAUGCCAAGGUGCGGGCUUUGGACAGUGAGAGUCACCCCAAGAUCAGGAUCGCGUACGAUGGUCAAAGGAUUAGCAUUUAG
This is a messenger RNA of Linnemannia hyalina, 2454 nucleotides long. The record is from the annotation of a GenBank genome assembly. Lineage: Eukaryota; Fungi; Mortierellomycota; Mortierellomycetes; Mortierellales; Mortierellaceae.